This is a messenger RNA of Trichoderma virens Gv29-8, 583 nucleotides long. RefSeq lists its product as uncharacterized. Gene Ontology annotation, molecular function: transcription coregulator activity. The transcript has 3 exons. Gene Ontology annotation, biological process: regulation of transcription by RNA polymerase II. The record is from RefSeq and is a predicted model, not a curated record. NCBI's taxonomy places the organism in Eukaryota, Fungi, Ascomycota, Sordariomycetes, Hypocreales, Hypocreaceae. The coding region runs from base 6 to 419 and encodes 137 amino acids. Gene Ontology annotation, cellular component: mediator complex.
ACAGAAUGGGGGACCGACUCACGCAGCUGCAAGAUGCAGUUGAUCAGUUUGCCCAGCAGCUCGUUGCUUCUGUGCACUUUGUCCAUAUGCGCCACGAUCUCGAGCCGCUAGGUCCCAAGGACAAGAUCCGCGAACCUAAGGAGCAGGUACCAAAAGAAGUGGACGCACUCCCUCCCCAAGAUUUCCGAGCCGGCCUGGUCGAGCUGGCGCGAGACCUGAUUGUUAAAGAGCAGCAAAUCGAGGUGCUCAUCUCCACGCUGCCCGGUCUCGACAACAGCGAACAAGACCAGGAACGACACAUCAAAGACCUCGAGGAAGACUUAAAAACGGCCGAGGCACAGCGGGUGGAAGCUCUGAAAGAGAGAGAUCACAUAUUGAAACAGCUCGACUCCAUCAUACGCACCGUACGGCGGCCGUGAACCCCGAGUUGCAUGCUUUCUUUUGGUUGGUAGCGAGGCGUUAAGGAUACCUAUUAGGUUACGACUGGUUGAUGGUCAGUUUACAAUGGUCCAGGCUUGGGAGUUGUUUAUUGGUAUAACGUUGCGGAUAAAAUGAUACGCGACUAAUUCGCAUGGUAUCUAUG